Molecule: messenger RNA, 1203 nt
Organism: Fulvia fulva
Lineage: Eukaryota; Fungi; Ascomycota; Dothideomycetes; Mycosphaerellales; Mycosphaerellaceae
Exons: 5
Coding region: 1-1203 (400 amino acids)
Source: RefSeq, a predicted model, not a curated record
AUGUCCACGACGUUCCGAACUUGCAAAUACAAGCCCGACGCCCUCGUCUCGGCGCUAUAUGACCCGAUAGCAGCGACGCACCCCUUCCACAGUGGAGAGGUUCUCUCCUUCCGGGUGCAAGAUGAUGGCUCGGACAGGCACAUGUACAACAUUGGCACGAGGCCUUUUGAUUCCAAGAGCGCAAAAUCCACGCUCUCAUUGCUGUUCGCUAGCCUUGCUCACAGCCACGUGAACUAUGGAGAUGCGCUGCCAGUCUUCUACAUAGUCGGCAGCGAUAUUACGAUAGGCGCGAACAUUCCUUGUGCUGGAGGUGAAGUUACAUUGUCGCCAUCCGCAUCCGUCCUCACUAUCGACUAUGGUAACGAAGCGGCUGGCGUGCCAUUCUUCGAAGUUGCCGUCCUGUCUGCACGCACCCAGAUUGAAUUGAAGUGCGCCGAAGACUUCGCGGCUCUCAACAUACUGCUGACGACCUUCCGACAACAUAUUGGUGCAUUGCCAUCGCCGGCAGCCAAUACAAUGGCGACCUUCAGCCAGCGCAAGGUCCAACGCCUCAAAGAUCUGCUCAUGCACGAAGCUACCGAUAGUGAGCUCCACGAUAUCCGCGACUUCCUCAACAAACGUCCCAAGAAGAUACAAACCGCAUGCGGACUGUUGAAGCUGCCGGCCGAGCUGAGAUAUAUCAUCUAUGAACAUGUCGCCGAGGAUGCACAUGCCAUGUGUCCGAAACCCAUCCACGAAGGUUCUUUUCAGCUGGAGCAGCGGGCAGUGGCUGAAUUGGCCAACGAGCGAGCCAUGCACCUCAGGGACUCUUUUGGUGGAAAGGUUCGCCCAGGAUUGCUAGGAGCUUGCAAAGAGCUGUUCCAAGAAUUCCAUUCGAUCUUCUACAGCUCCGCCCACAUCGAUGCUCGCUUGUAUUACCCGGGCAAAGGCUGGAGGCAGGUGAACGCUCCAGCAAUGCUCGACUACGUUGUCAAUGACAAGCACAACGUGCGGCUGUUCUCUGCAAGCACCGUGUAUUUUGGCUCGGACAACUUGCUCGAUCUCGAGAUGCGUAUAGAGACUUACGUGGGCAACGCCAUGUUCUGGGGCAUACUGCGUAUGCGCGAUGCAGAUAAUGCUAUCUGCGGUGUUCGCCUCGGCGUCGCUGUGAAGUCACCACCGUGGUCGGAUCGGCCUUACUCGGCUCAAGCCGCUACCCCCUAA